AUGCUGAAAGUCUGGUUGACUAGGCUCACAGUGCUCACGACCAUACUGGCGAUUGUUUCCAAUAUUUACAUUUUCACUUACCCUUCAAUUUUCCCCAGUGAAUGUUCCUGGAGGUGCAGCGCUAGGAAGGCUUCGUUAGAUGCCGAAGAUUCGCUCUCAGCUCUGGACAGAGCUAUAUUAUAUACUAGCAGAUAUUUGAGAGACGUAAGCGCUCAAUUUUCAAAGGUCGAUGGGGUCAAGGAGUCAAGGGACAGAAAUCAACCAAGUGAUGUUCAUCUGUUGGCACUCGGAGAUCCCCAGAUCAAAGGAAUUUGGCCUAAUACUCCAUAUCUGAGUAGACUAGACACCUUUGGCAAUGAUUUCUAUUUGGGGCACAUAUUUUCAAUGAUGAAGAAACGGCUUAAUCCAACACAUGUAGCUGUCAUGGGAGAUCUGUUCUCGUCGCAGUGGAUCGGCGAUUCUGAGUUCUACAACCGAACCAUGAGAUACACUAGCAGAAUAUUCCAGCGCAACGUGUCUGUGCUAGAGAAUAUCAAGAAAGAAAGUCACGAUACCAAUGGCCAGUAUCAGAUAGAUUGGGUCAAAUUUGCCGAUGACCUCGGGGCGCGGCUACAGCAAACACCUAAGAAGUUCGAUUUCGGUUAUGAAGAUGUAUACUCCUGGGACCCCGUAAAUGAAGAUUACCUUUUUAUGAAUCUGACCGGCAACCAUGACGUGGGGUACUCCGGGGACGCGACCUAUCAGCACAUGGCUCGUUUCCAGAGUCUAUUUGGGAAGGACAACUACUGGAUCGAGUAUGAUCGCGGCACAGAUCACGCAUGGAGAAUUGUAGUGUUGAACUCGAUGCUACUAGAGGGACCUCCUUUGCAGCAAGAGCUCAUGGAUGUUACUUGGGAAUUUUUGUACCGCCUGUUCGAACGUCGGUUUGAAGGAAGCACUAUCCUGCUAACACAUGUACCAUUUUACAAGAAAGAAGGGAUAUGUGCCGAUAGCGAGCUGUUCCGCUAUUAUCCUCACGAUUUCCAGCGCGAGCCCUACAAGCAAAACUUGCUCAGGUCCCAGAACCAUUUGAGCCAGGGAACCACGAAACGUGUCUUGAACCUCAUCUUCGACAAUCACAAGCCCGGAAUCAUUUUGACGGGCCAUGAUCAUGUAGGAUGUGAAACCAUAUACAACAAAGAUGACAAAACUGGCGAAUGGUCGGCCGCAAAAGCGGUAACUUCCACAGAUUUUUCUGUUCGAGAGAUUACCGUGCGCUCAAUGAUGGGCGAGUUUCAUGGCAACUCUGGCUUGGUUACAGGUCAAUUCAAUACCAAGACUAAAUUAUGGGAGUGGUCCUUCACCUUGUGUCCCUUCUCAGUACAGCAUAUUUGGUGGUUCACUAAAGUUGUCACUCUUCUAAGCGGUUUGCUCCUUUCCAUUCGGGUAUUUAUAUAG
Lachancea dasiensis is the source of this 1437-nucleotide messenger RNA. The record is from the annotation of a GenBank genome assembly. Lineage: Eukaryota; Fungi; Ascomycota; Saccharomycetes; Saccharomycetales; Saccharomycetaceae.